This is a messenger RNA of Maniola jurtina (meadow brown), 6176 nucleotides long. RefSeq lists its product as uncharacterized. The record is from RefSeq and is a predicted model, not a curated record. Bases 232 to 6114 code for a protein of 1960 amino acids. The transcript has 12 exons. NCBI's taxonomy places the organism in Eukaryota, Metazoa, Arthropoda, Insecta, Lepidoptera, Nymphalidae.
AGUGUUUUUGAUUUACAUUCAAAAUUCUACCAGCAAUGUUAUGUUUAAUGUAAAUUAAUAAUCUAAAUUAGAUACAAGCUCAUUUUUCAAUGGUAUUUUUAGAACGAUUGUAAAAAAUUGAUGAGUUUUAAUAUCAUGAGCACAGCGUCCGACGAAGACUGGGGAGUCUGUUUUAGACCUGAUCUGAGUCGUUACAUAUUCCAUUUGCUUAAGAAUAAAAGUUGGUAAAGCAUGGAGUCUGGUGGAGGCAUGGUAGCCAUCGUGCAGGCUUCCAAACACGCCGGCCUAACUGUCACUGUCUUGCCGGAGAAGCACAGAUGCUGCAAGAGGAACUACUUUGUUCUUGACAUGGGUGCGAAAACCAAAUCCUGCAAAUCCAAUGUCGAAACAAAUACAGAAUGGAUUCCCAAAAACUCCAGCACGCCCUUCUGGGACAUAGGAUAUGACAGCGGUUAUCAGUUUGCGAAUUGCGUUCGAUCGCCUUCGUCUCAACAAAGAAGUUCGUACAACAGACUUCCGCAUCACAUGGUGAGCUUCAUGCAGUCUCUGAGGCAGUACCCUAAGGUCACCAGCUCGGCUGACUUCAUCCAAAAAGUCUUGGACUAUACCCGUACUAAGAAUCAUAUCAAAAAACAUCCGAGAAGAUCUUUUCUGAGAAAGUCCACGAGUCAACACACACACAGAAAUGGAAAGAAACAGGAAAAUUCUCCACCACACAAAAUGAACAUAAGUUCUAGAAGGCAUCUUGAUCGAUCUGCGUCUGCCAUUGGAAAGAGAUGCUCUAGUCAAGAGGAAAUAUUGAACUACACGUAUGAUUACCUCAAGAGUUCUUCCCUCAUUCAUCGGAGGACCGACGUGAGGUACCUCACAGAAGUGAAGAAGGCCUUGAAGGAUCGACUGAGGGAAAUGAUGGAAUGUAGAUCUACGGUGUGUCCAAAGAUGCAGAGUCGGUAUCUUAUCCACAAAAGGCAUUGUACUAGUGCUAAACAUACUUCGGACGUGGCUACAAAUCCUAAUACAGAAUCUCAAGUGCAUUUACCAACCGAAUCGAAGGCUGUACCUUUGGAGUACGGAAGUUCAUAUUAUACUAGUCACAAACAUUCGUUACACAAAGGGUGCUUCUGUCAACUUCGUACACCCUGUGUUUGUAAAAAAAGGCCUGACCUAAAAAUUUUGAAUGAAAUCAAAGAUUGGAUAAACGACAUUCCUGUAUACCCAAACUUUAGCGAAGACGAUAAGUUAAAACAAGAUCAAAUGCUCAAAGAACUGACAAAUACUCUAAAGGAUUUACUAAAGGAAUCAAAUUUUGAUUUUAAAGCCAAAAGAGAAAUUCUCAAAUUUCUCAAAGCAUUACCUAUGUGGCAUCCAAGCGAUGCAAAUGAAGACGCAUUAUUUAAAGAAAAACUUGCUAAAAACUUAAUUGAAAAGUUUGGAAAAGCAGCUGAAGCAAUAUUUGAAGAAGAAAUCACUAAAGAAAUUGAAAAUCUUCCACUUAACACUGAAGAAAUUAAUAAAGAAGACAUAAAAAGAAUUACAGAUAUAUUUGUAGAUAAACUAAAACUAAUUGCUGUCAAUCGUCCUAUAGAUGAAGAGGAAUACAAAGAAGCUUUAAAAUCCAAGCUGUUAGAUUUAUUGGAAGAUGUUCCACUCAAAUAUGAAAGUCAAAAACCUGAAAUGAAAUUUGAGAUAGCAGAUAAAUUAGCUAAUAAGUUACGUACCAUAACACUUCCUGCGAGCAAACAAACAACAACAAAACAACAAGAACUUGAAAUAGAGAAGAGAGUUAGUGAUAUUUUUAAAGACAUACCAGAAUUAGCAGAUAUCAAAGCUUCAGAGAAGAAAGAGUUUUUAAAGUUUUUAAAGGAUAAAAUGGGUGAUUAUGAUCUUAAGGAUUUAGAAGAUAGUGAGAUACAACAGGAAGUACAGAAGGAAAUUAAAGCAUGGAUAGAUAACUCAGAAAUAAGUGAGCGAAUUGAUUCGAAAACUAAAGAUAAACUUACGAAAAAACUAAUGCAGGAGUUACGAGCACGAGUUAAAAGCGAUGAUGAUGAUACUUUAGAUUUGGUAAAAAAUUGGGUCCAAGGCAUACCAGAAUUAUCAGGAGGCGAUGAAACCGUAAAUAAAGCUCUGCGAGAUUUGGCAACACAGUUAAACGAAAUUCAAACAAGCAGCGAAGAUCCUGAAUAUAUACAACUUGAUAUAAGAGAAACUGUAAGAGAUUGGUUACAAAAUAUGCUAAAAAACAAUAAUAAAAGAUUAAGUUUUACCACUCAAGAAAAUUUUGUAAAUGAAUUAGUGAAAAAAUUAAAUGAUGCUCCACACCAAACAAAAUACAUGCAGAGGGAAGAUCCUAAAAUAAUGUAUGGAGACGUAGUUGAAUGGAUAGAAAACAUUUCUGACGUUGGCUCUAAUAUUGCCCUCGAUCAAAGCAAUGCAAUAGAAGAUUUAAUGAAUACAUUAAAUGACAUUAGGAAUAAUAGUGACGAAGAACUUGCAGAAAUACAAACUAGAGAUGCAAUAAAUAAUUUUCUCGCACAUUUUUCUGAAACCACGGGUGUAAAAAUUGAUCCGAAAAAGCGGAAAGUAUUAGAACAAAAGUUACUGGGCAAAAUGAAACAAGCACCACAACAAAAAAAACGUUGGAGUAAACAAAAUGAUUAUGAGAUAUCAAUUCCAAAAGCACAUGCUUCAAGACUGUAUUCUCAGUCACCAGACUUGUCACCUACGCGUGAAUUGAUAAAAAAGUGGGCUGAAGGUAUACCAGAAUUAUCAGGAGGCAAAAUCGAAAAUGAAAGAGCUCUACAAGAUUUGGCAACGCACUUAGAUGAAAUCCAAACAAGCUCUGAAGAUCCUGAAAACAUUCAAAUUGAAAUGAAAGAAACUAUAGCAGACUUUUUACAAAAUAUGCUGAGGAGAAAUAAUAGAAGACUAAGUAUUGCGACUCAAGAGAAUUUAGUUCGUGAAUUAGUGAAAAAAGUAAAUGAUGCACCCAAACAAAGAAGACACAUGCAGAGGGAAGAUCCUAACAAUAUAUACGACGAUAUUGUUGAAUGGAUCAAAGAUAUCCCUGGCAUGGACACUAACGUCGAUCAAAACAAUGCAAUAGAAGAUUUAGUGAACACAUUAAAUGACAUUAGUAAUAAUAGUGAUGAAGGACUUGCAGAAACACAAACCAGAGAUGCAAUAAAUAAUUUUAUCGAGCAUCUUUUCGAAACCAUGAAUGUAAAAAUUAAUCCAAAAAAGCGCAAAAUAUUAGAACAAAAGUUACUGGGAAAAAUGAAACGAGCACUACAACAAAAAAAACGUUGCAGUAAACAAAAUGGUUCUCAGUCACCAGACUUGUCACAUACUCGUGAUUUAAUCAAAAAGUGGGCUCAAAAUUUAGAUCUAUUUGGAGGCGAUAGAAUGGAAAACAGUAAAGCUCUGGAAGAUUUGGCUUCACAGUUAAAUGAAAUCCAGACAAGCGGUGAAGAUCCUGAAAAUAUCCAAAUUGAUAUGAAAGAAACUAUAGCAGACUGGUUGCGAAAUAUGCUAAGAAAAAAUAAUAGAAGACUAAGUAUUGGGACUCAAGACAAUCUAGUUAGUGAAUUAGUAAAUAAUAUAAAUGAGGCUCCAAAACUAAGAAGAUACAUGCAGAAAGAAGAUCCUGAUAUUAUGUAUGGCGAUGUUGUUGAAUGGAUGAAAGAUAUUCCUGGCAUAGACUCCAAUAUUGACCUCAAUCAAAGCAACGCAAUAGAAGACUUAGUGAAUACAUUAAAUGACAUUAGAAAUAGUAGUGACGGGGAAUUUGUAGAAACACAAACUAAAGACGCAAUAAGUAAUUUCGUUGAACAUCUUUCUGAAACCACAGGUGUAGAGAUUAGUCCAAAACAGCGGAAAGUAGUGGAACAAAAGUUACUGGCGAAAAUCAAACAAGCAUCACAGCCAAGAAAACAUUGGAGGAAACAGAAUGGAUUUGGCUUUUCAACUCCAAAAUCUUACGCCGAAAAUUAUUCGUUGUCCCCAGGCAUGUCACCUAUUCGCGAUGUAUCUGUACUAGACAGACAGUCAGAAAUCGAUAAAUACAUGAAUACGCUUAAUAAUCUGAUUGACAGCUGGAUGAAGCGCUUAGAAUUAACGAUAGAUAGCGUUGAACAAAUGAACCUAGUCAAUGAUAUUGCUUCAGAUAUGGUUGACAGACACAGAUAUUUACAAGUCUCUAAUAACAAAACAACUGAGGCAGACGAAUUAGAGCAUCUUAGAUAUCAAAUUUUUAGAAGAUUAAACAAAUUCAAUAUUGAAGAUUUACCUAGCAUCCUUUCUAAAGUAACUGAUCUUAAUAAAGCUCUGGUAUCCAUAACGGUACCAGAAUUAACCAAACCAUUGAAUGGAUUAGAUCUUACAAGAAACAUUAACAAUCUUGUGAACAGUCUUAAAACAUGGUUUAAUAACAUUCCUUCCGAUUUGGCCAGACCAUACAACGAAUCUUAUUCAGAUGAAGUAUUUAUAGAUUUAGCUAAAAAAUUAGCGGAACAUAAAGAUUCAAUUAAUCAUUAUCACAUGAAAAACGAAAUUUUGCAAUGGAUUCCUAAAUUAUUUACCAACUUGAGCACAAACACGCUGAAUAACAUAGCCGAUUCUUUGAAAAACCACAUGGUGAACGAUUUAGCACAAUCAUUGACACAAGAUGAGACCGCAGGCUUAAUGUAUAGACAAAUGUUAUGGGAUACCAUAUCAAAAACAUUACCAUCGAUACACAUGACAUCUCCUGAUGAUUUGCAAACCUUUGAUUUACUUAAAGAAAGACUAGUUGAUGCAUUUAUAAAUCUGCAUUAUUUUGCAGAUGAUAUAGUUGCACUAGAUAAAUUUAGAGUGAAAUUAUCUAAUGAAGUUAAUAAGUUUUGUAAUGAAUAUUUAAGACGCUAUCCUGACUCCCCUUUGAAUUCAGAAGAGAUAGGCAAUAACUUAUACAACGCUUUAAGAAAUGUAUCAGUACCAGAUCUAGAAACAGUAAGAUCGGAACUUGAACUAGUGAGAUUAAAAGAAAACAUAUUAGAUUGGCUCCCCGAAGUUCCACUUGACAUAUCAACGAAUAUAGAACCAGAAAUGAAUGCUAUGGCAUCCAGUCUCGCUAAACGUCUCCGUGGCUUAGAAAAAGAAAAACAGAAAGAUCCCAAUAAAGAUGAUGAAAUGAAACAAGAAAUAACGAAAUGGUUACAAAAACUUCCACUGAGAAAUAAAGACCAAAUGAAUCUACAAGAUUUUGCUGAUAAAUUAAUGGAUAAACUUACUAAAUCUACUGACAAAUCUCUGACUUCCAUUCGACAGUCUUUACAGUAUCCUAAGAGUACACUAAGUGCAGAAGACAGAGCUCAUUUAAACAGAAUAAGACGAAGGCUAGAUUAUUCUAACGGAAAGAGAACUGAAUAUCCCUCUAGAGAUGCAUCUAUCAGUACACCGCCAAGAGAAAGUUUUACUCAAACUGGAACAGAUGAUAGAUUAGAGGGAAUGAUCCAAACAGGUCCGUCUAUGUAUGAAAGAUGUAAGAUGAUUAAUAGAAGAGUAUCACCUCAAGUGAUUAUUAAGGAGUACUACUGGGAUUCAACGGGUUCAAAUAUAAGUAUGAGAGAAGGAACCUCAGAUGCUCGUCGAACAUGCUCGCCCUGUUCACCAUGCAGCAAAGCGACCCAGACUACACCUCAAUUAAUAAGAAUAUGCCAAAGAACUAGAGAUUCACAGACUGCACUAGCAUUAAAUAUUUAUCCAAGAUCAGAAGAAGAUAAAAGUUGUAGUUUAGGAACUCUAGCAGAUAGAAAUUCCUGUAUACCACCACCAUGUAACGUUUCUGAAGAAAAACAGAUAAAUCGAAGAACUAACCUGCCUUCUAAUAUCGUAAGACCUCAAAAUAAAGUUGAUUAUCCUGAAGAUAAACGGACAUAUCAAAGAAUUAACUUGCCUUGUGAAAUGAGACGUAAAAGCAAAAUUGACACUUGUUGCAAUUGUGGACAACGAAUAUAUACAAAGUGUAGGGGAAGGCACAGACCUCAUUGUAAUUGGAAUUGUUUGAAGUAUUGCCCCAAAUUGAACAGUGGGUGUCCUUAUCCCAGCAAUUUGUAUUUCAAGAAAGAGUUUUAGUAAAUGUGAAUGUUAUUGUGAUUGUUAAAAUUUUGUAUUGGUUUUGUUAUUAGUGAUAUUAA